AUGCGUGUGGUUGCCCGGGUUCAUGUUCUCGCAGCGCGAACCCGAAUAAGUCUUCCUUGUGCUGUUGCUGUCUUUAUAAUGUGCGGUUUUUAAUAAUUUAUACGUAAUAAUUAUUCAAGAAGACAAUAUGGCAAACAUAUCAGAUAGACAGAUCUCAACACUAGUGACUCAUCGAGAGCGGCCGCUAUGCUCAGAGCGCAGUCUGAGGGCAGUGGCUCGGGUUGGGCAGGCUGUAAAUCUGGCUGUGGAGAGGUUUGUUACAGUGGGGGAAACAAUAGCAGAUGACAACCCUGAGAUCAAGGAGGAUAUGUACGAGGCUUGCAAGGAGGCACGUGCAGCUGGUACUGCUAUUGAGAAGCUGUGCGAGGCUGCUCUGGAGGAUUCUCUGACAGACCGAGGAGCCGUGGUUCGAGCUGCACGAUGUCUGCUUGGUUCUGUCACAAGAGUCUUGUUGCUGGCAGAUAUCGUCGUCGUAAAGCAGCUGCUUCUUGCCAAGGACAAGGUGGCUCGUAGCUUGGGUCGGCUGGAGAGCGUCACAAACUUCACAGAGUUUGUGAAAGCGUUCAGCCAGUUUGGAGCCGAGAUGGUGGAGCUUGCUCACCUGACGGGGGAUCGUCAAAAUGACCUCAAGGAUGAGAGGAGAAGGGCGCAGAUGGCAGCGGCAAGACAAGUGCUCGAACGUUCAACCAUGAUGCUUCUUACGUCCUCAAAGACUUGUUUACGGCAUCCUGAUUGCCCAUCUGCUCGGGAGAACCGUGACACAGUAUUCUGUCAGAUGAGACGUGCAAUGGAUCUGAUACAUUAUGUUGUUAAAGAUGGAGUGCUGGACUCAGCCGCUCAACUGGGUGAUGCCAUAUCUCCCAUGGAUCAGCAUGGUGCUAAUGAGGAUGACUGGGAGGUGAGUCGAACCGUAUCUGGAGCACUGAAGCAGUUGGAGGAUCUUGUGGAAAUGACUAGACUCACUCUCCUGGGACCUGACUCAAAGGAACGACUAACUCAGGCAUUGGACACGAUAGUGGAGCGGACACAAGACUUCACCGAUUCGGCCUACACGAGUCAUGAGCACCGUGAGAACAUUCUACUUCUUUGUGACCGUGCUAAGCUUGAACUGAAUAAACUUCUGCGUGUGGGAGUCAGUUUGGAACAAACAGAGGGCAGUUCGCCAACCCAUGAGAUGGAGGAGGCAGUUGUUGCACUUCUACAGUCAACAAGGGACCUCAGGCACCAGCUGCAGGCUACUACAAUGGCACAAGCUGCAGACCUGACCUCUGUUGUGAAUGUUGGGCGUGACAUGGUGAAUGUCAUUCGAAACGUAGCGUUAGCAUCUGACACUGACCGUUUGAUGGAAUGUGCUGACAAGUUCCAUGAAUACAUAGAACACAUAUUAGAGGUGUGCAAACUGUUGCGACAUACGGCUUCCACGGACAUGCUCCAAGUAUCGGCAAAAUAUGCGGAAAUCAACCUCAGGAUUUAUGGUCCACAGGUUGUGACUGCAGCACAUACGCUUUCUAUUCACCCUACCUCAAAAAUUGCCAAGGAAAAUGUGGAAGUUUUCGCCGAUAUGUGGGACGCACUGAUGUCUGAUGUGACGGCUGUCACCAAAGAUGUGGUUGAUCUUUGCAAUCGAUCGAUGGAUGACAACAAGCAAGUGUACAUGUCCCUUCCUAGGCCAGGGAAACAUGGGACAACCAGUAAACCCUUGAAGCCUGCACGAUUAGAUUCUGAGGAACAAGCUAAAAUUGCUAAAGCUGGCCUUGAAAUGAAGCUGAUUACAUCAGAGAUGGAUGCAGAGACAGACAAGUGGCAGGAGAGUGGUGCGGGCGGUACUGCUGUGGAGGAGAACAAUGACAUUGUGAAAAGAGCCAAAAACAUGAGCAGUAUGGCCUUCUCCAUGUACCAGUUCACAAGGGGGGAAGGUGCUCUGAAGACAACGCAGGACCUUUUCACUCAGGCAGAGUACUUUGCGGAGGAGGCAAACAGGCUGUACAAAGUGGUGCGCCAAUUCUCAUACCAGGUUCCUGGAGGCAUACAUAAAAAGGAGUUACUGGAGAACCUGGACCGUGUUCCUACUUACGUGCAACAGCUGCAGUUCACAGUGAAGAACCCCACGGUCGGUAAAGCUGCCACCUUCACCAAGGUGGACAGUGUAAUUCAGGAGACUAAGGGCCUUAUGGAUGUCAUUUCCAAAGUGGUGACAACAUGUUUCACAUGUGCCACCAAAUAUAACCUUGACUUCCGCGGACUGUCAUCUCGCAGUGGGGUCUCUGGUUCCCCGUUUAGAGAGGAGGAUGGAAGUGGAGUAGGACCUGGUGGCGAGGGUGGAAAGCUGGGCAGCGGGUCAGGAACCGACCCAUCCAUCUGACAGUUUGGGAUGGCCCGGCGGGCCAAGGGAGAUGCACGGCGCACGCGAGUCUCAUUCUUGCUCUUCUAAAUGAGCAAGAUCCAUCUUGGGUUCCGUCAACUCAAGAAGAGUCACCCUUCAGUAGGGGUAUUUGAUGGCUGCAUACACCAGCUUUGUUUCAGGGUCCUGUUGGAAGGUGAGAUGCUGGAUUUCAGGGUUCAGGCAUGAGUAGUCUGUGGGUUUGGUUGGUAUUGCAGUUCUCUGCUGCCAUCAUUGUCAUCAUCAUCACUGCCGUCACCACCCUCACCCUAAUAAUCAUCAUCAUCUGUUGCUGCUGCAACAGCCCAACUCAAGUCUAGGACUCCUUUGUCAGGGAGUUUGUAAAACUUUAUUGAGAAAAUGCUACUAGACUUUAGGUAAUGGAUCAGAUCAUUAAAGGAAAACGCAAGAAAAGCAAACAAAUGUCCAUUCCUGAAGCAGGACUGGAGCCUGUAAUUUGAGCGGUCAUGUGGCCCAAAGCAGUGCAUGCUAUAGACCAUGCAUGUAAUGAAAUUGUAUAUCGAUUUUUCAGUCAUAUAAGCUUCUAAAUAGUUUACACUUUCAAAUUUGUUUCUUUCAGCAGUAUGGAUUACUUUAUUCCUAUGUCCACUUUAUUGAGACUUAAAAUGCAUAACUGACUACUAUACCUUUAGAAUUUAUAUACCUUCUGUGUGGAUUAAAAUGUAUUAUGCUGUAAUUUUCUUGUACUGACAAAAUUAUAUCUGGAUUCAGAUUAUCUGAGGUUUUCUCAUAGUCAGUAAUUAGUAGGUUUUGGUUUUAUUUGCAUUUCGGAUAUUUUUUGGAGUGUAAAUGCUGCAUUUGUUCACUCUCUUCCUUUCCUGAACUUCAAUUUUUAGAUUCUGUGUAUGGAAUUUAGCUCCUUGGCAGUUGUUGUGGUGAUUUCAAAAUGUUUUAAGUAGGCUCAAGUUUUGAUAUGUCCAGUGCCUCCCAUGGCAUCUUAUUUUCAGAUCAUUGGUUUUGGUUGUAGGACUGUUAGUGAACUUCAUUGUGGUACAGUAACCACUUGUUUGUGAAAUAUUUCAAAUAAAACAAUGUUGGUGUUUGCAGCCAUUUUGUGCAGUUGGAAGGGAGAGAGAAAAGUGCCUUGUAGUUCUCGACCGUAAGAACUGCUGAACUAGAAUCAGCGACAUGAAUUCUGUGACAGAUUUCCAGCUUUCAUAAUGCUUUUCCUCUCUCUUUUUAACUGUUGGAGAUGGCACCUUCCUGUCUUUCUCAGGAUGUGAUUAUAGAAACCUCAAACCAACUUCUGUGAAGGUGUGUGUCUUCCAAGAUGCUACACAAAGGAUUGUUUGAUGUAAGAAGUUGACUGCAAAUGGUCGGUAAAACAUUAAUCUGUUUUAUGUUGAGAAUGUUUUGGUCAGAUUAGCUGAAGCUCUUUCUGGCCAGUUGUAUGUCACAAAGUGUGAAGCAAGAAUUGCUGGAUACAGUUAAGACAUGCAGACUGAUACUGGGAAAUUUAUUAGUUGUUUUCUCAGUUAAAUUUGUUGUUGCAUUGAGAAAAGUUGGCUCUUUGUAUUCACUGCAUUAGACAGAGUUGAUCUUGAAUGGUGGCCAAGUACAAUGUGAUUUUUAUCACAAAAGGAGUGCAGUGUUGAUAUACAAGCCAUAUCCAUUCUGAUUUCUAUUUUCUCUUUGUACUGGGCAUUUUGUAUUGAAGGAACAGACACUACUACACAUUCCUAUGCAAAGGGAGAGAAACUGGGACCCCUCAAACAGAUUAAAGUCUGUUUUUUGUGAUGUAUACAUGUUGCCACUUUUUCAAAAUUGUCCUUUUACUGUCAUUGCACACUUUUAAACUUAAAUAACAUUGGAAAUACAUAUACAUACUUUAAGUGACACGUGAGAACACUGUUAAUAAAGUUACCGUUUGUUACUUAUAUCUUCUAAAUGGUUGGAAACAGCAAAAAUAUGUGAAUAAGCUAGUAGCAUAAAAAAAUGUGAAGUUUGAAAAGGAAUGAAACCAUGGUAUGUUGCUAAAUUGUUUCCUGCAACAUCUGGAACCCUUUACAAUGACGGCAAAGUUGAGUAAUGCAUAGAAUAUUUUAGUAAGAAAAUACAAGGAAGAAGUCAGUUAGGAGACCAUACAUAGAUUUAGGAUAAAAUAAAAAUUGCUAUUACAGAAAUAUGGUUUGAUGGUGUGGACUUGAUUCAGCUGAUUCUGGUAGCAUCCAGUAGUACAAAAUGUCACAGCUAAAUGGUUAGCACUUCUGCUAAUAUUCAAGAGACUGCAGUUUCAAAAAAUCCCACAAAACAGCUGUUAUUGAGCUUUUUAUGGAAUUCUCACAUUUUGCAAGUAAAUACUGAGAGACUCGUGAUAAUUAACUAAUUCAUACCGGUUCGUGAUUCCCAUCAUUAUUUCAUCAUAUUUGUAUGCAGUGGCAAACUAAAUGCAAGCAUAGCCUCAUUAUAAAUUUGGUGAUAUUGACAAUAUACAGGUGCUUCAUGCAUGUUCAUGCAUUUUUCCUCUUAAAUAAAAUUUCAGUCAUUGUUUAAAAAUCUUUAAAUUUCCACUUGAAAAACUUGUAAUUCUUCUAAAAUAUGUCUGCUAUUGUGUUUAUCUACACAAGUAAUGAAAAAUCAUAUUGUUCUUGUAAAUGUAAUGUGUGUCAUUAUUUCUGCUCUUGUAACUAUAAUAACUUUCACAGAGUAUGUGGUAACACAUGAUUUACAUUUGGAAGGUCCUAGAGUCAAAUCAUGGGGUCGUCUGUCCUGAGUAUGGUUAUACUUACGUAGAUCUCUCUCUCCAAACUAAUGUUGACAACAUUCCAUGUCAUCUACCACAAAAUCGUUCCUCAUUCAUCGUUCAUGUUCACCAUGUAUGUCAUUGUGUCCGUAAGGCUCACAGCAAAUAUGUUAAAUGUAAAACUAUCAAAACAGAAGUUCUGAAAUGCUAUUCAUUUUCCAUUUCUCCCAUUGCAAAUAUAAGGACUGUGUGAGUUAUGAGCUGCAAGUUCUGUUCCAUGAAAUAAAAUUGGACAUAUGCUGUAAAUGUUUUUAAUGGUAACCGAGGAUACCGUGACAAUGUGACAGCCCAGGCUACUAUUUUUACUCUUGGUGUUUGAUUAAACAUUUACAGUAACUUUUUUAAUAUUUGUGACUGAAAAGUACUUGAGUCUAAGGUUUAAAGCCUUCCUGAACACAUUAAAAUGUUCAAAGCUGCCUCAAUUUUAGGUUGUUAACAAGAACUGCAAUGUUUGUUCCUUAUUUAUGAAACACCCUAUACAGGAUGCUUGUGAAGCCAUGUUGCUAUGUCAAUAAUAUCUGUGUUCUUAGCAGGCAGGUUUGUUGAUUGUAUGUAGUAACUGAAGAGGAAUGAGUCUUUGUUAGUUGGCUCACUAAUUGCUCAUAUACUGAGAUAAAAAAACUCUACAUGGGGAGAAAGUUGAGUGGACUAAAGGAUGCUGGUAUUUCAGUAAAUAAUAUAUUGUCUGUUGCCUUAACUGCAGAGAGAACUACAAAUAUCGAGGGCUGUUGUUUUCAUUCAUGAACUGUGACUGAAUUUUCUGACAUCGUGGGUAUGUCUUUGUAAUUAAUGCCUGUUUACCAAUACAUUCACCAUUAUUCACAUGUCUGGAAAUUCUACUUCUGUACCAAGCACUUUACUACCUGGGAUGGUUUUUAUGCCAUAAAAUGUAAAUUAACCUCUUUAAGUCUAAGAAAGAGGAGGCAUUACAACACAUCUUUUAUUUGUUUGUUCUACAUAAAAUCUCCUGCAAUGACAUAACCACUUUUAUCAUUUGAGUAGCUAUUUCAUGAACGCUGACUCAGAUCAGUGGCUCUUUUCAUUCAUUAUAACCUCUGAGAAUGUCACUGCAUUGGACACCAAGCUAAAUAGAGAACUGGCUGUGCGUUGAUAACGGGCAUGGCCAUAUACUAUAAUAUUAUUGGUACCUUACGUGUUAACACAAAAGAAGUAUUACAGAAAUCAUUAACAGACUUUUAACAUGCAGACUUUGUUUCAUUUGCUAUACAGAAGCUUCUUAAUCUCAAAACAGUGUCUGACAACAUGUUUUUAGUCAAAAUUUAGUUUGAGAUGUUUCAGAGGUUAGAGGUGUAACUAGGACAGGGCGAGUGGAACAACUGUCUUGGGCGCAGAUGAUAAAAAUGAGUGCAUUACUGCAACACUUUAUUUUUUCCAUUUUUACACCCAUACUUUUUCUUACAACCAGUCAAUCAGAACCAUCUCACAAAAUUAAUUUUUCUUAUUUUGUUUAAACUCUUUCUGCUGCAUGUUUUUCCCAUAAGCUAAUGUUGCACACUUUGUAAGUAAUUUUAACAGUAAAUAGUCAAGAUCUAUUUUAAAUCUGAUCUCAUUAUUAUAGAUCAGAUUGGGCUACAGACAAGUGGUUUGAACUCUGGGAUUUUAUACUUCAGUGUUCCUUCAGUUCACAGCAACAAUAAUAACAAUUAACUGUUUUCUUCUCAGAGCAGCAUGUGUUCUAUAAUAUGGUUGUUAUGAUGUGAUGGUGACUAAGUUGUGAUUACUGUAGGUGGCUGGGGUUUCACAAGCAUAAACAUUGUAACAUAACAUACUGUGAAAUGCAGUACAGUGCAAGUGUUGCCAAACACUUGACAUCGUUAUCAUCGAUAUCACAUUGUUUUCCUCAUGUAAAACUACCCAGUACAAUACAUUGUUUGAACAAGUUCCUAGGUAGAAACUGGGAACUAAGACAUACUCGCAAAGUACCACAAUAGACUUAAAAAAUGUGUUUUAUUAUUAAAAUCGAUGGCUUCCCAGAUACAUAGCAUUGUAUAAUUAUUAAGAAAAAGAAUGACAUCCCAAUUUACAAUGUAUUAUUAUUGUGAUUAUUAUUAUUACUAUUAUUGUUCUUGAUGAUUGUAAGUUUACCAUGAUUACCAUUUGUUACCAAAGUGCUUCCCAAGAAGUAACAUUCCACCAUAUAUAUCUUUAUGGGAAUGAAAAGUAUAGAGUUAGUAUUUAUUAUUGCACUUGUAUGUGUGUGUGUAUGCGUGUGCGCAUGUUUUUUUUAUAUAUAUACUAAGCAUUGGACACAGAACAUUUAAUUUUGCAUAUCAGGGGUCCAAUGCGGAAAAUGUCAUUUCAUUCUCACUGUCUUGUUGUCAUAAUCAUAUCACCACCUUAGUUAUCAGAAUCAUCAGUGAUCAGAAUAUACUUGUAUUGUGUUUGUGAAUUGGUAAAAUAUUUACUGUGACAUUUUAAA
Molecule: messenger RNA, 7584 nt
Organism: Zootermopsis nevadensis
Lineage: Eukaryota; Metazoa; Arthropoda; Insecta; Blattodea; Termopsidae
Gene: alpha-Catr
Product: alpha-catenin related
Biological process (GO): Rho protein signal transduction; cell adhesion
Molecular function (GO): actin filament binding; cadherin binding
Source: RefSeq, a predicted model, not a curated record